This is a messenger RNA of Dendrobium catenatum, 423 nucleotides long. Its product is annotated as zinc finger protein ZAT12-like. The transcript has a single exon. The record is from RefSeq and is a predicted model, not a curated record. The coding region runs from base 1 to 423 and encodes 140 amino acids. Lineage: Eukaryota; Viridiplantae; Streptophyta; Magnoliopsida; Asparagales; Orchidaceae.
AUGGCGAAUCUCCUUCUGCUUCGCUCCAGUGGCGGAGUAAAAAAGCCCGCGCUUUGGCGCCGGCGAUUGUUCGAGUGCAAGACCUGUAGCCGUAAAUUUCCUACUUUUCAGGCGCUCGGAGGACACCGGACAAGUCACAACAGGCUGAUAAGAGCUGGGAAAAAGCUCGAGCUGGCAACGUUUCCGGAGAGGAAGAAGGUACAUUGCUGUCCUGUUUGUGGAAUGGAGUUCUUGAUGGGGCAAGCGCUGGGAGGGCAUAUGAGACGGCAUAGGCGCGACUCCGACGCUGCGACAGCGGCGGCGGUUGAUCGGAGGGUUGAUGUCGAGGACGAGGAGAAGAAGGCGGUGUUGUUUGAUCUCAAUUUGCCACUCAGGCCUGUGGAGUUUUUGUGGGAGGAGAUUCCCCUAUUUCAUUUUUUUUAG